CGGGUUGUUUGCCGCACGCUUGAGCUGCCCACACAACGAUGCUAAAAGUAAAAGUAUUCACCUAAUUAUGAGGCUAAAAUAAGCACUUUAGUGACUAUGGUCAUACAACGGUUAAAACAUGUUUCCAUGUGACUUUGCGUGGGGGGCAGCGACUGCGGCGUAUCAAAUUGAAGGCGGCUGGCAAGCGGACGGCAAAGGUCCGAGCAUAUGGGACACGUUCUGCCAUGAGGGAGGCCGGGUAUGGGGGGAGCAAACCGGUGACGUGUCCUGCAACAGCUAUGAAUUGUGGGAAAAAGACCUGGCGUGCAUCCGGCGGCUUGGACUUACACACUAUCGUCUGUCUCUGUCCUGGGCCCGCCUCCUUCCCGAGGGGACCACAGAGCAUGUCAAUCAAAAAGGUGUGCAGUACUACAACAAGGUGAUUGAUGACUUGCUGGCAUGUGACGUGUCCCCUAUGGUCACGUUAUAUCACUUCGACCUGCCUCAAGCUCUCCAGAACCACGGUGGCUGGAAAGUGCCCGCCAUCGCCUCCAUCUUUGACAGCUAUGCCUGUUUUUGCUUCCAAACGUUCGGCGACCGCGUGAAACUUUGGAUCACCAUCAAUGAGCCGUACGUGUGCACCAAGCUGGGUCACGAGGACGGCAUCCACGCGCCGGGGUUGAAAGAACCGGGAACGACGGCCUACCUGGUGGGCCACAACAUGCUAAGAGCCCAUGCCAUGGCUUGGCACAGCUACGACGCCCUCUACAGACCAACGCAAGGUGGUGCGGUGUCACUUGCUAUCAAUAGCGACUGGCUGGAACCGUUAGAUCCUGACUCUGCUGAUGACAUUGCCGCUUCCCAUCGUUGCUUUGCCUUCACACUUGGAUGGUUCGCUUGGCCGCUGUUUGUCACUGGGGAUUAUCCGGAAACGAUGAGGGCAGCCAUUGAUGCUCAAAGCAGGAAACUGGGAUACAAUGGCGAGUCAAGACUUCCUACUUUCUCCAAACAUGAACCUCCAGUGUUGGGCACUGCUGACUUCUUUGCCUUAAACUACUACACAUCCCGGAAGGUCAAAGCCAGGUUGGAAUGCACGCAAGGCAUGUCCAUGAAGAACGACCGGGAUGCGGAAGAAGUCCUGGAUCCAGAAUGGAGUAUUUGUGGAGUGUCCUGGCUGGCUGUGGUUCCCUGUGGCCUACGGAGGCUCCUGAAAUACAUAAAGGACACUUUCCAUGACCCGAUGGUCUACAUCACGGAAAGCGGCUUCUCUCAAGUGGGACCGCUGGUAAUGGAGGAUGCUCAGCGUGCAGACUUUUACAAGGACACCAUCCAGGAAGUGGAAAAAGCUAUUGGAGAAGAUGGCGUCAACGUCCGUGGAUACUUCGCAUGGUCGCUCUUGGACAACUUCGAAUGGGCAGACGGAUUCAGCAGUCGCUUCGGGUUAUUUCACGUAGACUUUUCCGACACGGGGAAGAAGCGGACAAUAUACCGCUCAGGGUUGGAAUAUGCAAAGGUGAUCUCAAAAUACAAAGCUGUGCAUUCCAAAUGAUAGAAAAACUAUCACUUUUUAAAUAAAUAAAUAAUUAUUCAAUCAGUCAGUUUUAAGCACAAAUAUUUUAGUCCACACUAAAUAUGCUUGGUUUAGCAGAAUAUUAACAAAAUGCUGGUACACACUAGUCACAUUUUGUAUUUCAAAAUACAUUUAUUUCUAGUGUUCUCACCGUUACUACCCGAAGAGCUGAAUGAAAAGCAGGCUUACAGGCAGGGGAUCUAAAUAUUACUAUAAUAACAAUAACAAUUCUAAUCAUGACAAUGAUAAUCAUAAUAGAAUUUGCUUGUUUGGGCACUUCCUACCAAUAUUCCAAGGCUUACACUGCCAUCCUGUGUGACCACCUGCAACUGCACCUUUAAAUUGAACAUUCCAUUGCAAAACGGCUUAUUUUAAAUUGUCCCCUUUAAUAGAACAUACCCUGUCUUGUAUACCAAACAACCACCAGCACUAUAAUGCAUCACAGAAUUAAAAGACUUAAUAUUCA
Molecule: messenger RNA, 2015 nt
Organism: Doryrhamphus excisus (bluestripe pipefish)
Lineage: Eukaryota; Metazoa; Chordata; Actinopteri; Syngnathiformes; Syngnathidae
Source: RefSeq, a predicted model, not a curated record